Messenger RNA from Mercenaria mercenaria, 3146 nucleotides. Its product is annotated as two pore channel protein 2-like. Gene Ontology annotation, biological process: monoatomic ion transport; transmembrane transport. Bases 196 to 2895 code for a protein of 899 amino acids. Gene Ontology annotation, cellular component: membrane. The record is from RefSeq and is a predicted model, not a curated record. Lineage: Eukaryota; Metazoa; Mollusca; Bivalvia; Venerida; Veneridae. The transcript is spliced from 19 exons. Gene Ontology annotation, molecular function: monoatomic ion channel activity; calcium ion binding.
AGAAAACCUCGUUAUUAGACGUGGUCCGAUAUUAGAGAAGGAUAGGAGAAUAUACGUGUAAUAUGCGAAAAGAAUGAAUUCAUUCAAAUAGAUACGGCAAAAAACAUGUACUUACACAGAAUAAAGCAAUUAGAUUUAACAGUUAACACAUUACGAGACCUGACACGAAAUACCAGUGUGAUAAUCAAGGCGUAGAUGAAAAACAGUGUUAAAAAGAAUAAUUCAAAAUUUAAUACAAAUAUUGUUAAGGAUGUAACAUUUUAUCAUACGGAAAAAGAAAACACGAGUAUAUAUUUACACGAUUUGGAAAACGAAACCACGGGAUAUAAAAUGACGCACAAAGUAGUUAAAGAAACAGCGCGGGGACAUCGAAAUAUGCAGGGGAAUGGUAACACAGUGAAAAAUAACACGGCCACAAACAACACUGAUAAAUGCCAGAGAUCGGACACUGUGGUACAGUUUGAAACAGCUCAGUCACACUAUGAUAAAGACCAGGUCGAAAGUAACAAACCAUGCAGGACAAAUACGAUAGAUGAAAAGAAUAUGACAAAAUGCCGCCCCGAUCGCAAUAGCGUUGUGGGAGAUGACCUACCUACCUACUUACGUACGGGAUCUUCUAAAUCUGGCAAAGGACAAAAAAUUGGAUCGGAAUCCCUUAUAACGGAUAACGACCUCUUACUUGCGGCUACACUUGUUGCUAAUGCCAUGGAAGGGAAAACAUUUGAGGUUAAAAGAGAACCACGAUUUGUAAGGUCCUAUAACUUGUACAAAUCCAGAUUGAUGUGUCUGCUAUUGUACACAGCAAUAUUCGUAACUUUGAUGUUGGCAGUCUUUGAAAAGCCGUCUAUGCCAAACUUUCACGCGCCGUACUGGAUAACGAUGGCAAUAGAAUCGGUUUGUCAGUUGUUCUUUGUGUUGCGUAUAUACCAUCAUAAACAUUGGAGGGUCCCUAAGGGCUUCAAGAAGGAUUUAAAGAUGAUACUCGCCGUAACCUGCACUGUUAUAACGAUUCUUGACAUGUGCGUGUAUAUGCUGGUCGUUGAGCUCACUGACUUCGAGGCAGUUAGAUAUUCAAGGCUGCUUCGCCCACUGUUUAUUUUCUUCUUUUCGGAUAGUGUGCAUCUCAAACGAGCAUGGAGUAAUAUUAGAAUGACCUUGAAGCAAAUCAGUCACGUGAUUGUACUUUUCUAUUUCCUUAUCCUGGUGUUUGCGUUGGUGGCGGUCAAAAUUUUCCAGGAAAGGACGGAAAUAAAGUUUCCUGACGGAAGAGAAUAUUUCAAGAACUAUUUAGAAAGUUUCUGGGAGCUAUAUGUCCUUGUGACGACAGCUAAUAAUCCCGAUGUUAUGAUGCCAGCUUAUGAAAAAAAUCGCUGGUAUUGCUUGUUCUUCACGAGCUACAUUAUACUGUGCCUUUAUUUGAUACUGAAUAUACUGCUUGCUGUCACAUAUAACAGUUACAGAGAAAAUAUGAAGGUCCAAAUAAAAUAUUCAUCACAUAUGAAAAAGGCAGUUUUGAACCAGGCAUUUGAAGUCAUAAAGAUUAAUGUUGAUGGUAACGAAAUGGUGACAUACAAGACAUGGAUAAGACUGAUAAAUCUGGCUCACCCUGGUAUAACCAAACACCAAGCCGAUCUUUUGAUGAUGGUACUUGACACAGAUAAAACAGGAUUUAUCAGCCGAAAACAGUUUUCAAACAUUGCAGACCUACUGAAUGUUCCGAUUUCAGUUGUUUCAGAGAGAAAAAACUUUAUGGAACUGCACUGCAAAACACUAUAUAAUUGUAGAAUCAGCAGUGCAAUCAGAAAUGCUGUUGAAACAACGUAUUUCAGCCUUACUUAUGACGCUGUUGUCUUUGUGAACGUUAUUCUGAUCGCUUUAAACAUAAACGAGGCUGACUGGGUGUUUUGCUCAUUGUAUAUACUAGAGAUUGCCUUAAAAUGGUAUACCUUCGGCACAAAGAGGUUCCUCUACAGUCUAAGCAACUGGUCAGACUUGAUUAUAACGAUUAUAUCACUGGCUAUCCUGAUUAUCACUGAAGUACAAGGCAGUACAAAACUGAGUGCUUUUAACGUGUUCAGGAUCUUCCGUGUUUUGCGUUUCCUCACAGACUUUGAGCGGUUCCGAAUCAUUUUUGAUGCGGUUUUCAACGUAUCCUAUUCUAUCAUGACUUACUGCAUCAUUCUCUUUAUUGUUUUCUACUGUUUCGCCAUCUUAGGCAUGGAGUUGUUCGCGGGAAAGAUUCAGCACCUCGACAGUUCUCUAGAAUGGGCAGCUAACUGCAACAACACUGCCCUUAAUGGUAGCGUCUUCGUUGCCAAUGACUACUGUAACGUUAACUUCAAUGAUAUCUUAAACUCUGUGGUUUUGAUAGCAUCGUUGCUAAUCGUCAAUAACUGGCACGUGAUAUGUGAGGGAUUUGCUUUGGUAACAAGCAAAGCUGCCAGACUGUACUUCAUGAGUUUCCAUCUUACAAUUGCAGUCGUCAUAAUGAACAUUGUGACUGCAUUCAUUUUGGACAUGUUCAUGUACGAGUACACAUUUUCCAAGAAAGGUCACCUGGAUACAAAGGUAGAGAUGACGAUCAAACAACUGCAGCUCGGUAUUGAUGAUGAAACUGGAAUGGAAAUCAAAGAGGAAAAAAGCAAGAAAGAUGACGAAAUUGAUCACCAGGGAGACAGUAUGUCCCACACAAAGCACAUGAUCCAGAAGCUUGCAGCAAGACAAAAUGCGCAUACGCAAGUAAAACCAAAUCUUUCUAGAUUUGACGGAAUACGGUUUCAUAUGAAGAAGAGAGAUUGGACAAGGACAGAACUACUGUUGCAACAAUUAUUUGAGCUAGAAGAAGAAAUUGCCGAUGCCGACAAAGACCAUCAGUUAAUCAGUAUGCUGAACUAACUGUGAACAUCAGCUGAUUGGGUUGGUAUGCUACACUAACUCGGUAUGGAACCGGCAGUUGAAUGUAUUGGUAUGCUGAACAUACUCAGUAUAGUGCCAUCUAUUGAUUAGAUUGGAAAUAUGAAACCAUCAGUAAAUUUGAUUGGCAUGCUGUACUUGCACAGUAUGUGUCAAUUAGUUGAUUGGAUUGGUAUGCUGAACUAUUUCAGUUUGUUGACAUCAGUUGAUUGGGUCGGUAUGCUGAACUUAGU